Messenger RNA from Mobula hypostoma (lesser devil ray), 5031 nucleotides. RefSeq lists its product as uncharacterized. Lineage: Eukaryota; Metazoa; Chordata; Chondrichthyes; Myliobatiformes; Myliobatidae. The transcript is spliced from 8 exons. The record is from RefSeq and is a predicted model, not a curated record. The coding region runs from base 583 to 2529 and encodes 648 amino acids.
GAUGGCGAUGCCAAACGUAUACUGACUGUCCACCUGGGCGCCCGAGGUCGUGAUAGUUUACCUUUCCGCUGGUUCAAUGUACAUAUUGUUUCAUGCACAGAACUAUGGCAUGUAUUAAAUAAAACUACCUUCAGGGUAUAUGUACCAUAUAAGCUGUAAAUGUAAUAUAAAUAGAUUUUGUGUUUGGCUGGGUCCCAUCCUUAACCUAUCUCAUUCUAUACUCAAAAUCAUAAAAAUCAGGGCACUUCCGGCCCCAAGCAUUUCAGAUAAGGGAUGUUCAACCUGUAUACACCUCCAACUUUUCAAUUUCUCACGGCACAAGUUUGCUCCUGCUUCGAGGGUAUGGUGUGUGACUGACGGACGGUCACGCCCAAAGCGAAUGAGAAGCGACUAGGAUUUGAUCAAUGUUGCGUCUGUCAGCAGCUUUCUAAAGUCCAGUGGGUUGCAGAGCGUUCUAGCAGAACUGAAUCAGUAAAUCCCAAUCUCGCAAUUUUCAACAUUCUUAAAACUAUUAUAAGAAAAAGUGAAAAGAAAGUUGCUGAGAAGACUAAAUUAACUAGUGAACGAAAACUGCAGAAGGAGAUGUCUAAUCCUAUCAGACUGUACAAAAGACCGAUAAAAUCGCAGGGACAGUUGAGAGUUGCAGAAAACAGAACCAACAUGCACACGACCAUCCCACAUCUUCCAAAAAUCAACUCUGCUGUUGUUCAAGAGAAUGACGUAAAAGAGCAGCAAGUGCCAAUUUCUCAUAUUGCUGACUACUUCAUGGCGAGGAAGAAAACUCUUAAGUUGAAUGGAUUUCAUUGGCAGAGGGAAUAUGUUCCCAUACCUAGCAAUCUGCCAUUGGCAAUAAGGGGUUACAGGACUGGGAAUCGUGAUAAUAUGACGCAUAAAGAAAAAUGUAUAGGAAAUAGAAAAGGAAGAAAAUCUGGUCUUUCAGAAACCUGCACAACAAGAAAAAAUAUGCAAAGUUCUGCAGAAGGAUCAGCAGGUACAGAUUCAAAUAAUACUGGCUUGGACAGCAGUGAAGCUGAGGACAGCCCGCCUUUGAGACAAUACAAUGGACCAUUAAUAACCAAGUUCCAAACACAGGCAAGAACAAAGAUGGCAGCAAGGUUCCAGGGAGGACUUGGGUACGCAGUGGAUGGUGGCAGGAGUUUAAAUGUGAAGAGUGUAAAAAGUGCUAACAUUGCAAAUAGCUCAUCAGACUCUGUUGCAAGAAUGAAGUGGACAAAAAGCUUUAUGAGAAAAGCUGUUAAUAGGCAGCAAAGACCUUCGGCAACUUCACUUGCAGAGAAAGGAAAUACCAGGACUGAACUGGAACAAGACUGCUGUGCAAAUGGAUUUACCUUGGAUUUGGAGCUCAAGCACAGACCUGUAAGUCCGGCUGCAAACUGUAAUGUACCUACGGGCUCGGACAUGUUGUGCUUUGAUGAUAACUGUGUUCACAAUUUAGAAAAUGUCAAUGGGGAGAAAGGAGAUGAUCCAGCUGCAGAGUUAAUAUCUAAAACGACUUUCCAGAACCCAGACGGUCACAAUUUCUUUCCUGUGACUCCAAAUUGUGAGAGCUAUGAAGGAAAAAUGAAACAAGUAAUUAAAGAGCCUGUCAGUAAACAUCAACAGAUUAAAGCAAGCUCCUCUGUAGUAACCAGUUUAAGCAAAUCAUCUGUGAAGUCACGUUCAAACAAAAUAUCUGGGAAAACAGCUUGCUGCAGUGCAGUCAGCAAAUACUCUGAUAAAGAUUCCAAAGUUAGUUCUGGUGCGAGUGAAGAUGGUGGAAGUGAAGAGCACACUUUUGACCUGAAUCAGAUUUUGCAAGAGAGGGGGGCCAGCAUAUGUGCCAACACUCGAGUGCUCUUGAAGUGUGGUGUGGGACACCAUAAUCAGAAGCAACCUCUAAAGUCUUCGCUGAAGAAGUCACUUGACUGGCGUGCUCAUUCUCAAACAACAACUGUACAUCUCCCCAAGACUGGAGAGCAGUGGAGUGCUUCUUGUGUAAAUCAAACUUUAGACAGAAGCAUGAAAGCUUGUUUACGAACUAGACUUGAACCACUCCAUCGAUCAUUAAACCAAACCGCACAAGAUUUUGUAUGCUCAGUCCCCGAGGAAUCCACAGAGUUUUGUACAAAGUUCUGUGAUCAGAAGCAGUACAGGAAGCUAAGACAACAUUGCCAUCAACCUUCUAAUCAUUGUCGUCGAAAUGUCUGCAAUCUGGAAUUGCAGACUGCAACACAGCAGAGAUUGGAGCGAUUAUGUUACUAUGGCACAGUGGAGCAAGGAUUCGGCAGGGAUAGGGACAUGAAUGCAAAUGCAAAUACGCAUUCUAAUCAAUUUUGUCAGAGGGAAAACCACACAUUUCAGCCCAACGAUGAACCACAGCAUUUACAAUUCCCUCAGCCGCGAGAUUUAAUAUGGUGUAAAAGUCCCUCAGCAAAACGUACGGUUGAACUAUGUAGUUCUCAUGGUGACGAAGUUCCGAAAAUAACCAUGACGUGUCCUACUCCAAUCCCAUGCAGAACGCCAUCUUAGCGAGAGGCAAUCUAGAAGUUUGUCAGUUUUUCAGCUGAUGUCUGUACAUUGGCAGGUAACUGCAGGAGAGUUUAUUUAACAAAGAUGGGAUUGGGAGGGGAGACUGCAAAAGGUACAGUGACGAGGAACUGAUGAAGAGAUGCUAGUGUUCAUUGUCCUUUCCCUGUUUAUUCUCCGACUCCAAGCUACACCCUAUGGAAGUCACUUUCCAGUCGAAAGGUAGGAGUGGCACGGUAGUGUAGUGGUUAGCACAACGCUUUACGGUACAGGUGACCUAGGUUCAAUUCCCACCACUGCCUGUACAAAGUGCGUACAUUCUCCCCGGUGCUCUAGUUUCCUUCCACAGUCCAAAGACUUGUCAGUUGCUAGGUUAAUUUGUCAUUGUAAAUUGUCCCAUGAUUAGGGUUGAAUCAGUGGAUUGCUGGGAGUUGCAGCUCGAAGGCCCAGAAGGGCCUAUUUCAUGCUGAUCUCAAUAAAUAUAUAAAUAAAUACAAAUUAAAAAAAUCAAAACAUGUGGAAAUCCUCUCCAAAGACAGUGUUUACUCUAUAACGUUCUAAACAAUAAAUUUAAUGCACUUUGUCUUUAUAAAAAGAAAGAUUCCUAUAUAAAAAUUUGAGAAUUGUUUUAUAGACAAUUCCCAUAACAUUCACCUGAACAGGCAGUCCUAAACAUGCUUCCCCUGCUCUGUACUGUUAGCCUAGUAAUACAUCCUAAGAAGUGCCUUACAAUGGGAAGUCAUGGAAGUUGAGGACAAGCAGCCAUAAGAGUGAGCAAGAAUUUGGCCAGUCCACUUGACUGUCCUGUCAAAAUGCAUCUGUCCUUUCAGUAGCAGGGACUGUGAAUCAUACAAAGGACUUAUCCACACAGAGCCAUUGUGGAAGCAAAUCAAUCUUAAUCCCAAGAGACUGUCAGAAAGGUGGAAGACCGGAAAGUUUCAAUGAAUAUGUAGCUUUUCAUUUAGCUGAGAACUUCCCUUUUAAGCCAUGAUCCGUUGGUCCAAGUUAACACACAGUUUUGCUCUGAUUUUGAACAUAAUGGUCUCUCAAUUCUUGAGGCUGAGAAAUGCUACAUUCUUCAUGCUUGUGAUAGAAGUUAUGUGGGACCAUGCUUGGGCCAUUCCCCACUUUAAUCAUUCUUAAAAAUUUUAUUCUUAAUAAUACAUUUGUAAUGGGAGGGCUAAUCUGAUGGGCACACGAUUUGUCCAUCCAAAUGUGGUGAGGUGUUUCAUAAUGUGCAAAACAACCGUCCUAAUUUUGGCCAUGCGAGACAGGCAAAUAGAUCCUUGGCAUCAAUAUGAUGCUUGACUGUGGUGGGAGCUCAGCUGAAUAACACUUAAAUCAAUUACAUUCUGGAAACUGGGCAGUUUUUAAAACUGUCAAAUGAUCACAGGCCCAAUUUCUGGAGAGUCUCCAAAAGGAAAUUUCCUUCAGCUGUUCAUCUGCAGUGUAAGUACUACUGACCUCAAUGCAUUUUUGAGGUCAGGAGCAAAGCCACCGGCUGGAGGUGCUUUCUUCCCAUUCAAGAGGCAUCCCAAAACUGCCUGUCCAAAAAUUUGUUUUUAAUUGGUGCAAGAACUAACUCAGCCUUCAUAGUUCAUGAAAUAGAAUCUCAUUUCUUAUUAGACAGGCCUUAAGAAUCAUUGAGCAUAGAAACAGGCCGGUCAUCCCACUAAGUCUGUGAUAUCACACACUCUAUUCUCCCCACAUUCACAUCAACUCUCCCAAGUUUCUACCACUCAUCUACACAGCAAGGGCAAUUUACAGUGGCCAUUUAAAGGGGUGUGUGAUGAAACUAGAGCACCAGGUUGCAAGAUUUCAUUAAAAAAUUAAUUUCAAGUACAACUGGAUUUGAAUAAAUUGUAAUGAAUGCUUCCAGUCUGAAGCAAAGUUUAAAGUUCUUUAAGCAUAAGUUGUGUGACUGUGAAUGUUGGUAUUCCACACAAAAAAUUUAACAUUUUUUAACAUUAACAUGUUAACAUUUUUUCAAAUAUAAACAUAAGACAAUGGAAUUGUUAAAAAAUGUUAAAAAUGUUAAAUUCUUAGUUUGGAACAAAUUUCCCAAUAAUUCAGUAUUUUAUAUUGCAUUUGACAUAUUUGAAUGAAAUCACCUUUGCUGCACCUUCUGUACAGAUGAUUUGUUGAUUUAGGCACAAAAUGACUCAAACAUAUCUUUCACACGUAAGGCAGUAUGUAAAUAUUUCUCAAUAGGUUUCAAUAGGUACAUAUAACGUCAGGGAAACGUAUACAAUAUACGUACUGAAAUUCUUUUUCUUCUGUGAUUUAUUUAGAAUGCUGAUAUUUAACUGCUAGUUCAUGGUAACCAUGUAAAAUAAAUUUUACAAGGAAAGUGCUGUAUCAAGUUGAAAUGCCUGACUAACAUAUACAUUUUGGCAGAUACCAACUUGGCAAGGAACCGGUUUUUGAAAUUCUACAUCUAUCGAGCCAACCUGAAUUCGUAGGUUAUAUGAAUGUAUUUUGUGCUUCUGUGUCAUUAUUUCAGGC